Molecule: messenger RNA, 399 nt
Organism: Ailuropoda melanoleuca (giant panda)
Lineage: Eukaryota; Metazoa; Chordata; Mammalia; Carnivora; Ursidae
Gene: IL4
Product: interleukin 4
Biological process (GO): regulation of immune response; negative regulation of inflammatory response; interleukin-4-mediated signaling pathway
Cellular component (GO): extracellular region
Molecular function (GO): growth factor activity; interleukin-4 receptor binding
Source: RefSeq, marked provisional
AUGGGUCUCACCUCCCAACUGAUUCCAACUCUGGUCUGCUUACUAGCACUCACCAGCACCUUCGUCCACGGACAUAACUUCAAUAUUACCAUUAAAGAGAUCAUCAAAACGUUGAACAUCCUCACAGCGAGAAACGACACGUGCAUGGAGCUGACCGUCACCAACAUCUUCGCUGCCCCAAAGAACACAACUGAUACGGAAACCUUCUGCAGAGCCACAACUGUGCUUCAGCAGCUCUCUACACACAGUUGCUCCAACAAACUCCUCGGAGGGCUUCACAGGAACCUCAAGACAAUGGCAAACAUGACCUGUUCAGUGAAUGAAGUCAAGAAGAGUACGCUGAGAGACUUCUUGGAAAGGCUAAAAGCGAUCGUGCAAAGGAAAUACUACAGGCACUGA